Molecule: messenger RNA, 996 nt
Organism: Gilbertella persicaria
Lineage: Eukaryota; Fungi; Mucoromycota; Mucoromycetes; Mucorales; Choanephoraceae
Product: F/Y-rich N-terminus-domain-containing protein
Exons: 6
Coding region: 85-897 (270 amino acids)
Biological process (GO): regulation of cell cycle
Cellular component (GO): nucleus
Source: RefSeq, a predicted model, not a curated record
UUUCGUAUACUCACAGUCGAAAAAUAAGCACUUGUUUGACGUCAUUCGUACAUUUUUUUCUUCCUGUUCUUUUUCUUUAUAAACAUGACUGAUAAAGGCGUGGAUGUUGCUUGUCAAACUGAAAUAUGGGAGGAUACACGUAUGGAAAAGUAUCGAAAAAUGAAACGCAAGCUGAUCGAAUUAUUAAACAAACAAAAAGAAGCUCAGACAACACUUGAUAAAGCCAAUCGUAAAACACAGAAACGAACUCGUCAAAAGAAACCAGUCAAUGAAGAUGCUAUGGAUAUCAGUCAGGAUGAAGAAGUAAAAAAUCAACAAGAUGAACAACAACAAGAAGAGGAAGAGGAUGAAGAAGAAGAGGAUGAACUGGAUGAAGAUGAUGACCAUGAUACGCCAGCACCUAAAAAGACACGUAUCUCAAGAAGAAAACGCGUGACAAUCCCAAGAGACGAAAAUGGUAAUAUACAGUUACCGUUUCAGAUAGCUUCUUUGAAUGUGAUCAGUCUCGGUAAAAUCGAUUGGGAAAGGCCUGGUUUUCAUAAUGAGCGAUAUAUUUUCCCCAUAGGGUAUACAGUAGAAAGAACAUAUAUGAGUAUGGUAGACCCUCAUAACCAGACAACCUAUACAUGUAAAGUAGAAGAUGGCCAAGAUGGACCACUCUUUACGCUACAAGCAUCAGACGCACCUUCGAUUGAACUAUCUGCUCGAACAGCAACAGGGGUCUGGGCAUUAGUGCUCAAGAAAGCAAACGAAGUACGUCAAAAGGAAACGUCCAAUGCAAUUUCAGGGCCAGAAUACUACGGUUUUGCUCAUCCCCUAGUAAUUAAAAUGAUUGAAGAACUAGAUGGCGUUGAUAAUUGCAGUCGCUACACACGACGAACAAAAGAUAAUAUUUAACCUUAUCAAGUAAUAAAGCGUAAAUCUUUAUUACACAAAACUUACCUAUAAAAAGCUGCCUAUGAUGUCAGUAUCAUCAAUGCACACAAAAAUCAAAAA